Molecule: messenger RNA, 6935 nt
Organism: Porites lobata
Lineage: Eukaryota; Metazoa; Cnidaria; Anthozoa; Scleractinia; Poritidae
Source: the annotation of a GenBank genome assembly
GCGGAGAGGGGGCAAGCAGAAAUUUACUUCUAUCUAAGAGUGGCAGGGAACUUCAUCUUAAUCUUGAGAUCUUGUUUACAGUAUGUGUUUUGGUUUAUGUUGAAGGCUUUAGCAAGAAUGAGAGGUUUUGGACGAAAAAACACGAAAACCAGUUGCUGCAUCGAUGACUAUAAUCUCAACGUACCAAAACUGAAACUGGAGCAGGUGCUGAAAAAUGGCCAUCCAACCGGACCGCUCGUACAAUACCGACUGAAACCAGCCGAGCAAUGUUAUCCACAGGUGUGUCAUACAAGUAAUUAAUUUCCUCUGUUCUCCAUUCCUUGGUUGCCUCUCCCAAUUCUUUCUUUGGAGUGAAAGUUUUGUUUAUGCUGAAAGUCUCAGCAUGCACUUUUGAAAUUUUUACCAGUUUUUAGUAAAUUCGAAGGUGAUGUCAUCUUGGAUGCUGUUUGGUUGACGUCAUGUUUUUGAAGCUUUCCACCCAGCGUUUGCGUAGUGAAGCUAAAAAAUAAGCAAGGCAAAACCUUACUUCCUUCCUCUCGCUUAGGAACCAUGCACUUCUGACGCUAGCCAUCCAAGCUAUAAAGAACAACUAAUGAAGGACGUCUUGGUAUCGUUACGUAAGGUCAAACAGGAAAUGGCUGACGAGAUGAUGCCAAAGGCCGACAUGUGGUGUCACUUUGGAAAGGUUACAAUCCAAGUUCCAGAUCGAGGUAGUAUUUCUUUCAGUUUUACUAUAAAUUAUCAGCUAAAUUCGCCCUCAUUACUUUAUGCAGUGCUAUGUAGAGGCUUGUGAAAGUUGGUUGUUAACAUCAAUCCCCAGACCGCUUUUUAUCAUUUUUCCUUCAGAGGAUGUUCGGGAUGGACUGUGGAGCAUCAGAGAGGCCACAGAAAAGAUAAAAUACCCUAACAAUAAACAUUGGAAGCUAGCUUUUAAUUUGGAAGGGGUUACGCCAAAUGAAAGAGCAUUAAGAACACAGUACAAGGAAACCUGUCCUGAGGAGAUAGGUUAUGUAUCAAGAUAUGAUUUAACAUUUCUAACACCAUGUUGGUAUCAAUUGAGAUGCAAGGUAAGUACGCGUGCUCACAAUCCUGAGGUCUGUGUCUAAUAACUGGUAAUAUAAUUUUUUUUUAUGAAUAGAUACACAAACCUCCACGUGUAUUUUAAGAAACAAAUAUCUCACAAAAUUGAUGCUAAGAACCUGCCCACCCACAAAAGUCAUGACUGCACUUGUCCGAGGUAAUAUUACUAUGAGGUAUAUCCAGAGAUACGGAGAAAAGAUCUGAGACAGCGCCCAUGACACUUAAUGUGGUAAAUAGUUAAAACUUUACGCCACCCGAGGCAAAAAAUUAUAAUCGGCCAGACGCUUCAUUUGACUUAAACACUUAAAAGAGUGUUUAUUUGAAGCAGGUUAUGUACUAGGCACUAUUUCGGGAAUGAUCAAUGUCCAUACAUCAGAUUUCACAACAUAAUUCAUUCUUUUUAACGUAGGUAUGGGUUGCAAACGAGAACUCCAAGCAAAGGCUGGAAGACAUACCAAUUCCUUUUGAUGUGAAGAACAUUUUGGGAGAGAUACACUUCAAAGAUGAAGAUACACGGUCAAAAUGUCGGGGAUGGCUAGUGCUCAAGUCUCCGAAGUACUUAAGGGCAGACAUCUUGUUUCCAGGUUGUGAAUUUGAUUGCAGGUUCCACAUUCGGGGACGAAGAGGUAGGAUAAGUAACUGGUGUAAAGGUUUUAGACUAAACUCGUAGUAAAAAUCAUGCGACUAUAUCCAACUCUUGAAAAUGAGACUGUAAGCAUUAAAAAGUGGGUUUGUUUUAGAACUUUGGUGACACUUGCAGCAACAACUGAAUUGUUGGGGAAGGUUAUUGUCACAUACAAUUAACCAUUUACAUACACUCACUGAAAUUUAUAAGUUAAAAAGUCAUUAACUCUUCUGGUAUGACCAUGUUGACGUCUUGGAAGUUGGACCCUUAUACUAUAAUAAGACUCAAUAGCGGCAGGAGGAGGGAUGAUGUUCUUAUGGGGGAACAUUUGGCGUGCGUAGCCAUAAACCGCUUAAAGCUCCUACUCUCCUGUCACUAAGAGACUCCAGGCCGGCCAAGACCAAGGCUUCCGUAUAGUUUACUCGACCAAAUAUUAUUUUGAGAGCUUUCCGCUGUACAGACUCAAUUAACUCGUCCAGAUAUAAGGGAUCGCGGCCGAAACUGGCGAGGCGUACUUAUAAAUGGAUCUAACAAUACUACAGUAGACUAACACAAACGCAGCACAAACAAUCGCUUUGCCUGACUGACUGUUUUAUGAACAUACUUAAAGAAGAUGGUGAUGUAAUUGAAAUGACAAUUUGCAAACAAAAGCAGAGUGAGACGUUAUGUCAAGGUAUGAUGUCGAUACAAAAUACUUGUCAUCCGGCUCGUGACAACUUUAAAACGGCUCUUUCACGAGCCAAUCAGCAGUGUCCGUAUGCAUUUCCGCUUUCAAUUCUCUUUUUCAUCUCUUAGUAGUUGUAACCUUUCGCUUUUUAAAACAGUACCUAACAUUUCUUUUAGCUAAGUUAAAUGGCAGAGCCCCGUGUGUUAAUUCUCUCCAACUCUUUCAUUUGUCGUAGAAAUAACUUUAUUGCUAGAGUCCUCACCUUGAACAUUGUCUUCUUCUCAACGAGGCACCCUCGAUUAAAUGGCAUGGUGUGUGGCUAGAACAGUUGCUAAAACUGUGCGAGGUGACCUCCUCGGAUUGCACGGUUGGGAACUAGUAUAAGGAUCUUUCCAAGCUAUAUUCCUUGAACUUAACUUAAGCAACUGAGGACCUAUAUAAGUUUUUUUUGUCAACAACUACAAUCUGCUACAGAUUUGUUUACGUGUAUGCCAGACACCAUCGACACAAUUAAAUGCGUGUUUGCACUCUUACGAAAUACCUUAAGAUGUUCAGGAGCAACUAAACUUUAUCAUCUUUUGGGGUCACAGACCCCUUUAAGAUGACAAGCAGAGCUUUUUCGUCCGUAAUGGUGUUCACCUUUAUAAGCUGAAGCUGAUUAUAAGUUUUACUGAAGUCUACAAGGGGCCGUUGUAAAGUUUUUCAAUCUUGGCCGAGCGCUCCGCAUAAGUUUCUUACCGAUAAUAAUUUUCCAUUAACCCAUUUCCUAUUUACCUAUCGUUUUUAUAUUUCACAACAGGCCACGUUUUUUUAUCGAGGUUUGUUAUCUAUAGGAAUAGCUAUGAAGAGGGUAAUCAAUUCAUCCUUUCAAGACCCUUAAUGUAGUAUUUUCUAUUCACAGAUAGCACUCAGGACAUGGACUAUGCACCAGACGAAAACAUCCAAGAUGCUCUGUUGACCUACCUGUCUGAGUUGACAUUGACGGAUGAAGAGCCGAUGGGACUGCAUCUUCCGAAGGGGGGCGAAUUUCAUGUUAUAUAUUGGCGUCGUUCUAAACGAACAGAGUACACUGCUAGUACAGGCCUUAGCAUCAUCCUUUCUAAAGAACACACAUGGAGCAUAGGAAAUAAAGUCAUCAGAGAAACGGUCAGUAUGCUAGACCUGUUUUAAAGUCACUUUUUAAUAGAAUACAAAUUACAAAACUCAAAGCAACACUUUGAAGCAAAAUUAUAAUUUCCCUGAAUUCGCUCGAACUUCAUCAGCGAUGUAAAUGUCAGGUUACGUAACGGAUAGGUUGUUACGUAUUCCUAGGAUACUAAAUGUCUUCGGCCGGAGCAGAUAAAAAACCUUUUUGGUAACUGUAAAGUCACCUUUUUAAGGUUUCAGAACCAUCAAGAUAUCGCCACUUUCGCUUUACUAAAGGCUUUAUGCUGUCGAAAAGUGUCGUUCCUCGAGAGCAUAUAUCCGUCCGUGUCGAUAACUGAGCAUUUGUCGGCCCAGUACAAAAACCUUACCUUGGUUAAUAUCAAGCGAUUGGGUCAUUGUGGACAGAAAUAGGUAGACAAUCUUGAACAAAAUGCAUUUGUGCAUUGACCAUUUGAUAUUAUCUACACUCACCCCAUGGUUAGAUUUAGAUGUGAAGCUUUUACGUGAACUACUCUUUUCUAUUUUGCCGUUUAAUAGACUGACGUCCAUGUGCGCUACAAAGAGUGGGACACUUUACUUAGCAGCGGAUUAUGGGAACCAGAGGCCAUAACUGAGAAGCUGCCUGAAUUUCUAGAAUUUGUUAAGGAAGCGCAAGCCUUCUUGUUUCAUGACAAGGGUAAGUAAAGUCUUACUACGUUGAUUAUUCUUUCUUUUCUUUAGAAUUGUUUGCUGAGUCUACAGACGGAACUUUGCUCUUGUUUUAAGUGGUUAGCCUCACCCAGUUUUUGUUUUGUUUUGUUGUUUUUGGCGUUGUCAUUUAACUUUUAUUUUCAUCAUAUCACUUUAAAUGCUCGUUGAAUGUGCAAAGACAUGUUGGGGGGGGGCGUAUUAAUUUGAAAUAUAGGUGUGAGUUAGUUAUCAUGACCGACAGUUUAUGACACUAGGGGAUGGUCAGGUUAAGUUAAAAAUCUUAUUAGUGAGUUGAGAAAUACAACGUUGUUUUCCCCUCCGCUUUAACUUUUUAUCUUCUCAAAUCUUCGGAAGCAAAACCCAUGGACUAGAAAACUGAGGUUGUGAAACAUUUGUUCUUACAUUAUAGUUCCUCCAGAGAUUCUUGCGCGGGGUUCGUCCGCCGUGGAAGCUUAUAGAAAGGCUCUUGCUCAUGGAAAAGCGUCUGACAGAAGGUUUCCGUUGAUGCUCAUUGGACAACACCGAGCAGGAAAGACCAGUUUAAUGAAGUCGCUGACAGGGAUAUGCGAUAACCCACAAGAAGAUAGCACCGUUGGUAUAGAAGUGGAUCCUUCCUAUUUUAAACUGACCACAGAGCCUUGGGUAACAGGAAAGAGCAGAGAGGACCAAACGUCUGAAACUACAGCCAAUUUCUAUGGUCUGCUCGCAGCCAGAUACAUCGUGGAUAGCGUAAAGCCGACCGAAAUGGUAACUAAAAGUGCAGAGGAAUUCCAUAUGGCAGAAGAAAGUUUUGAACCCGGCGGCAAUGAAAUCUCAUAUGAAUCAACACCAAAUGAUCCUGCGAAAAAUGCGGACAUCAUUCAGGCCCCUAAUCCCACUCUUACAAGUCACGAAUUCGGCGUAUUACCGUCUUCAACAAACUUAAAUCCAGAACCAGUUACUCACGAAUCUAUUAAAAUCACGCUCGAGUUCGAAGAAGUGGCAGCUGUGACUGAAUCAUUGCUCCGUGGCGAUUUGGAAGACAACAGAGACGACGUGUGUUGUAAUUUUUGGGAUUUUGCAGGACAGUCAGUUUAUUAUGACACACACCCACUGUUUCUGACAUCACGAGCAAUUUACUGCUUGGUGUAUGACCUAAGCUUAGAUCCACAUGGCAAAGCUGAGCCUUUGGAGAAACAAGGUGUAUACAAAGCAAUACCAAAGAGCGCCAAUCUGAAAAGUAAUAUAGAUUAUCUCAACUUCUGGAUGACGUCUGUGGCUUCGUUAACUUGUAGCGAAGAAGAAUGUUGCUCGUCAGAUGUGUUGCCAAAGAAACUUCCUGCCGUUUUCCUGGUAUGCACGCAUGCUGAUAAACCAUUCGGCGGUCGAGACCCUAGAGAAUUAUCUGUUGAAAUUUUUGGUUGUCUAAAGGACAAACCUUAUGGUGACCAUUUGUGUGAUGUAUUCUUUGUAGAUAACACAAGUCUGAGGGUCAAAUCCUCUGACUGCCCAGAAGUCGCACGCCUGCGACAGAAAGUACUUGAAAAGGCUAAAGAACUUCCGCAUAUCAAGGCGACCAUUCCGUUGAAGUGGUUGAGAUUUGAGAAGGCGCUUCAAGCUGUGAAGAAAAAGGGAUAUAAAUGCAUUUCCCUGGAAGCGGCAAAAGAUAUCGCCUCGGAGGUCGGCAAAGUCAACGAAGAGAACGAGUUCACGACCUUGAUGAACUACCUGCAUGACCUAAGGUGCUUAAUCCAUUUUGAUCACACUGCCGAGCUGAAAAAAAUCAUAAUAUUAAAUCCCCAGUGGCUAAUUGACGUUUUUAAACAGGUGAUCACUGUCAAGCCAUAUGAUGCUGAUGAAGAGAAAUUCUUGAAUUCAUGGCUUAAGCUUGAGAGGGAAGGAAUUCUGGAUGAAGAUCUCCUAGCACAUGUUUGGGGUCCUUUGUUUAACGAGAAAGAAACAUGUGCCACUCUCAUUGAAAUAAUGGAGAAAUUUUGCCUGUUGUGCUCCUGGCCAUCUGAUACAACAAGCAACAAGAGCUACCUAGUCCCUUCAAUGUUAAAGUCGCCCCCACCGAAGCAGAUCACUGAGUUGGCUGCCUCUGCAAAGUUUCCUUCUUUGUUUAUCAAAUUCGAGAGUGGUCUAGUCCCUGCAGGGCUUUUCCCGCGGCUAGUACUGCAGUUAUUUCAGUGGGGCAAAGACAAAUUGUGGAGAGAUGAUAACCCUCAUUUGUUCAAUGGCUUUGCCAGGUUUUUCACCACUGAAGAUGACUACUCCGUUAUUUUGAUUUGCAACUCGUCAACAGUCGAGAUUGUAAUGCACAGAGGAAGUCACGACCUAGAAUUGGCUGAGGAUGCGUCAUCAAAGAUGUCAUCAUCUCUACAUUGUCACCAAGACACCGCUGGGAUUAACUGUUGCGCUGUUGUGAGAAAGCAAUUGGGUUUGACGCUUGAGUGCAUGCGUAACGAGUUUUGUUGGUUAAAGAAUAUGAAAUAUGAAAUGAGUGUUUUAUGUCCAGUUUGCUGCAAGCGAGGAUCGGUUGUCUACUGUCGAACACAUCAGAAAGAAGGUUGCGAAGAAGAGCAAUGCCUUCACUUCCUGUCCCUUACCGAGUUGUACCGUUCCAAGCAAGACGACUAUUGUACCAGAUCUACGUUAACUAAGAAUCCCAGAGUUCCGGUCAUGCAGUUUGCACCUUGGCUUUCCUUUAAAGAACAACUGGUAAGAUGUAAGAUAUUAUUACGGUGA